AUGAACUCACGAGGUGACAGUAAGACACUCACCAAAAGGUCGGAGUUUACAGCGCAGGCUGCGGUACAUUUGAAACGGCACUAUCGUAACUCACCAUUCCGCAUCCAUGAUGAUACAGCCCGUCCGCUGCUUGAUAACGUCAACAAAUUAGGCUGUGAACGACUCCAACACAUAGCUCACAAAACAUUUCCAAAAUGCAACAUCAUUCAAAUACAUCGAAUCAACUCUCCACAGAUGUACGGAAUGUACCUCUUACGCAAGGAAGAAAUGAGAUUGGAAAAUGGCGGAUACGAUGCCCAGGAGUUGGUGCUUUACCACGUGACCGCCAAGUCUAGAGCUUUGGAGUCGCUAAAGAAUGGGCUCGACUGGAGGCUCACCAGGCGUGCCAAGUUCGGGUACGGCGUUUCGUUCAGCAACGACGUGGACUAUGGCAAUUAUUACGCCAAUCGAUCCACUAAUGAAGGGAUUCGAGUGAUCGUCAUGAGCACUGUACUGAUGAAUGAUUCACCGAAUCAGGUGACGGAAAAAUGGGACCGAAAGAACAGCCUAAUCAUACCGCCCGGGACCGCAGAUACGACGGUGAGCCCUAACGGCCACGUAUUUGUCAAGUACACCGACUUCGAGUCUUACCCUCUAUUUUUUAUUUACUACCGGUGGACACCCGAACUGUUAAAUGAAAGCAAAUAUUUCAUGGCCAUCGACAAUAACCACCAAAGGUUGCAGCUGGAAAAGACGCUGUGUCAGCAAGCAGCAAAUCUGUGUAUCGGCAAGUCUAGCGGCCACCGCGGUGUAGCCAAAGCGGCCACUGCCACGUCGACGCCGACGACGCCGGCACGCCAAAGCAGAAACGCCACUAAGCAACGCCGACGCCGGCGCAAUCGCGCUGCAGCCAAAGCCGAUGCCGACGCAACCGCUCCGCAGCCGAAGCCGCCGACGCCACCGCGCCAAAGCAGAAACACCACCAAGCAACGCCAACGGCGACGGAAUCACGCUGCAGCCAAAAUAAAGAAGCAACGCGCCGCCGAAGCAGACGCGCAAGCAAGCACUAAGCAGUGUCACCGCUGUUCCUCCAGUGGUCAGUCGAAAAUGAUGAUAGAAGUACCUAUUGAUUAUUAUAUAAUAUAA
Myzus persicae (green peach aphid) is the source of this 1125-nucleotide messenger RNA. RefSeq lists its product as uncharacterized. The coding region runs from base 1 to 1125 and encodes 374 amino acids. The transcript has 3 exons. Gene Ontology annotation, molecular function: NAD+ poly-ADP-ribosyltransferase activity. The record is from RefSeq and is a predicted model, not a curated record. Lineage: Eukaryota; Metazoa; Arthropoda; Insecta; Hemiptera; Aphididae.